Molecule: messenger RNA, 1296 nt
Organism: Caenorhabditis remanei
Lineage: Eukaryota; Metazoa; Nematoda; Chromadorea; Rhabditida; Rhabditidae
Exons: 9
Coding region: 1-1296 (431 amino acids)
Source: RefSeq, a predicted model, not a curated record
AUGAGCUCCGGAAUCUCUUCAUUCGGGUUCUCGUGUGAAUUGAAUGAUGAAACCGUGAAGAUUUAUACAAUUGAGCAUGGAAUCGUCGAAUUGAAAAAUACUGGAGAUUUGGAACUUGGCGUUUGGUACGAUAUAUGGGAAAAUAGUCUCGAAGCACGCGACGAAUACGAAAACAAAAGAUGCGAAGUGUGGGAGGAGGAUGGAGAAGUAUUUGCUAAAGUGUUGGCUAUUGGACCCAACAAUUUCUUUCUCCCGCCGAAAAUCCAUAAAAAAUAUAAGUAUGCGGUCUGGAAUCCUUUUCUCAAAUAUCUUGACGAUGGAGAUAAUCUCUUCAAAGAUAAAGUUAGAGGAGAUGAUGUUGUUGAGAUUGUUGUCAAGUAUGCUCCAUGGAAAAACGGCAACUUUAAAAUCAUAGAACUCAUCGAAGAGGCACCAUUCGAAGGCUCUUCAUACUGUCGGCUUACACCAUGGACCCUAGAAUUUAUGGGGCUAACCAUGAAAGAGGCUGCUUUCCCAAGACCCAAUAACCCGUGUGUCAAGAAGGAUAGAGUACCACCAUCAGAUGAUGUCCAAAUGGGACUUUGUAUCAAAGCGUCCUACAGAAACGUGGCGUUCCGUCAAGAAACUGGAGGAUCAACUGAAUAUUGUUCGUAUCUUUUCAAUCCGGUACUUGGACUCACUCGAUGGAUGCCAAAGGAGACGGCAAGUGUACAACAUGAAAACCCAGAAGCCAAUAAACUCUCACUAGGACAAGUAGAAGACGAUCCCUUAAAAGUCGAACAUAGAAUCGGAAAAUGGUACACAUAUUCAUUGAACGCAAAUAAGAAAGGAAGUCGAUAUUCUGCAGUUAAUAAAACUACUGCCAAGAAAGUGACUGAAUUCCAGAACCCACCCAAAGUCACACGUGUUGUGGAUGGAGAAGUUGAGAUCGAAGCAAGCUUCCUUUUCGACUACGAUAUGUUCGAAGCUCCUGAAAAUCGUCAGACCAAAGAUGGGCAACGUUUCCCAGGACUUAGUAAGGAUGCCCAUUUUUGGGAUCACAAUCUGGGAAGAGUGGAAAUUUACCCGAAUAUCUCGAUGGAAAUCAUUCAGGCCGUUGAAAAUCAUCGCGAAGGACUGGACCCAACCGAAUCGGAGUUGCUCAUGAAUGAAGCAAUCGUCGUCUCGGUCACCGCUGUGGUUCUCCGGAACUUUAUGAGAAACUUUGAGAACUAUCCAAAUAAUGGAAUCUUUGUUGCAAAGACACUCGACACAAUUUGUUACCUUAAUGGUGGAAAAAUCAUAUAUCAAAGAUAA